Molecule: messenger RNA, 1530 nt
Organism: Sinocyclocheilus rhinocerous
Lineage: Eukaryota; Metazoa; Chordata; Actinopteri; Cypriniformes; Cyprinidae
Product: lysosomal protective protein-like
Exons: 15
Coding region: 112-1359 (415 amino acids)
Biological process (GO): proteolysis
Molecular function (GO): serine-type carboxypeptidase activity
Source: RefSeq, a predicted model, not a curated record
GACGAAAAACAUCAUGUGUCUUCAUCACGGGAAAGUUGAAGUCACAAGAAUUUUGGGACUACUUAAACAAUUUACUUGCCGGUAAACGUUUUUGUUCCCACACCUGGAAAGAUGCAUCUUGUGCUGGUGUGUUUGCUGCUGGGGGUGCUGGAGGUUUCUGGGGCUCCAGAUGCAGAUGAGAUCAAAUAUCUUAGUGGACUUUCAAAACAGCCCAGCUUCAAGCAUUAUUCUGGAUACUUCAAUGUGGCAGAUAACAAACACCUUCACUACUGGUUUGUUGAGUCUCAGAAAGAUCCGGCCAAUAGUCCGGUUGUUCUGUGGCUAAACGGAGGACCAGGAUGUAGCUCCUUGGAUGGUUUGCUCACAGAACACGGACCUUUCCUGAUCCAAGAUGACGGCGCAACUCUAGAAUAUAAUCCUUAUGCUUGGAACAAGAUUGCAAAUGUCUUAUACCUGGAGUCACCAGCAGGUGUCGGCUUCUCCUACUCCGAUGACAAGAAGUACACUACCAAUGACACAGAGGUGGCCACAAACAACUACUUGGCCUUGAAAGAAUUUUUCAGGUUGUUUUCUGAGUUCAGUAAGAAUGAGUUUUUCUUGACUGGCGAGAGUUACGGAGGCAUUUACAUUCCAACGCUGGCUGAGAUCGUCAUGGAGGACAGCAGCAUAAAUUUACAGGGUAUUGCAGUUGGAAAUGGCUUGUCCAGUUAUGAACUAAAUGACAAUUCACUGGUCUAUUUUGCGUACUAUCAUGGACUUCUUGGGACCAGCUUGUGGAAUGACCUGCAGACUUUUUGCUGCAAAGAUGGAGUGUGUAACUUCUACGAUAACCAGGAUGUGAACUGCUCGACUUCUCUCUAUACAGCUCAAGCUAUAGUCUACAAUUCAGGACUCAACAUUUAUAACCUGUAUGCACCCUGUGCCGGAGGUGUUCAGCAGAGAGUCAGCAUUGAAAACGGCCAGUUUGUGAUCCGAGACAUGGGCCACCACUUCCUCAACCAUCCAUGGUCCAAAGCACAGAACGAGAAAUUGCGAGGUGUGGUCUCCCUGUUCAAAUCUUCGAGGCUGGAUCCUCCGUGUACCAACUCUACUCCAUCCACCCUGUAUCUCAACAACCCGCAGGUGAAGUCUGCUCUCCACAUCUCGCCCAAUGCUUUGGACUGGGUCAUCUGUAGUGCUGAAGUCAAUCUGAACUAUAACCGGCUGUUCAAGGAUGUGAAGAAACAGUACCUGAAGCUGCUUGGAGCACUAAAAUACCGUGUGUUGGUAUAUAAUGGAGAUGUGGACAUGGCCUGCAACUUCCUAGGAGACGAAUGGUUUGUGGAGUCGCUCCAGCAAGAGGUGCAGGUGCAGCGCUGACCUUGGAUUUAUUUCAAUGGUGAAACUCAGCAGAUCGGCGGCUUUGUAAAGGAAUUCACCCACAUCGCUUUCCUCACAGUGAAGGGUUCGGGUCACAUGGUUCCCACUGACAAACCCAUAGCGGCCUUCACAAUGUUCAGUCGCUUCAUCACCAAACAACCUUACUAGAAC